Messenger RNA from Monopterus albus (swamp eel), 4054 nucleotides. RefSeq names its product GRB2 associated, regulator of MAPK1 (gene garem1). Gene Ontology annotation, molecular function: proline-rich region binding. NCBI's taxonomy places the organism in Eukaryota, Metazoa, Chordata, Actinopteri, Synbranchiformes, Synbranchidae. Gene Ontology annotation, biological process: epidermal growth factor receptor signaling pathway; cellular response to epidermal growth factor stimulus. Bases 24 to 2591 code for a protein of 855 amino acids. The transcript is spliced from 6 exons. The record is from RefSeq and is a predicted model, not a curated record.
ACACACAGCUCUUCAGGUGGCUCAUGUCAGCUAGCAAAAUGGACCUUGGAACAAUGUUGUACAACAAUCUAAAAGAUGUUACAUGGAGCAGGAAGUCCUUGCCUUUAGACCAACUUGUCAGUACUUACAAGUUGCCUCAAAUUGCAAAGCUGGAUAACGGUCAGUUGGUAGAAGGGCUCAGAGACGGCGAGUACCUCUUGAUUCAUUCCUGCCGACAGUGGACGACUAUUACUGCACACAGUCUAGAGGAAGGACACUAUGUCAUCGGGCCCAAAAUAGAAAUCCCAGUACACUAUGAAGGUCAGUUUAAGUUACUGGAGCAGGACAGAGAUGUGAAGGAGCCGGUGCAGUACUUCAACAGCGUGGAAGAGGUGGCCAAAGCAUUCCCUGAAAGAGUAUAUGUCAUGGAGGAAAUCACUUUCAAUGUUAAGGUGGCGUCAGGGGAAUGCAAUGAAGACACAGAGGUUUACAACAUUACACUAAGCACUGGGGAUGAACUUACGUUAAUGGGCCAGGCUGAGAUCCUUUAUGCCAAGACCUCCAAAGAAAAAUCGAGAUUCAACACCAUUUUUAAGAAGAUUGGGAAGCUGAACUCCAUCAGUAAGAUCGGUCGGGGCAAGAUGCCCUGCCUGAUCUGCAUGAACCAUCGCACCAAUGAGAGCAUUAGCCUGCCUUUCCAGUGCAAAGGCAGAUUCAGUACGUGUAGUCCACUGGAGCUUCAAAUGCAGGAUGGUGAGCACACCAUCAGGAACAUUGUGGAGAAAACCCGUCUCCCAGUCAAUGUCAUAGUACCCAGCAGUCCACCCCGCAACCAGCACGACCUCCAUCUCAUCAGGGAGGGUCAUCGCUACAAAUUGGUCAACAUUCAGACAAAGACAGUGGUUGUGUGCUGCAUUCUACGGAGCAACAAAAUUAUCCCCACCCACUUUCCUUUUCACAUGGCCAUGCCUAGGUUUAUUAUACCAGAAGAACUGCUUCAAGGAGAGUUGUGGCUAGACACUAUGGUACACCGCUGGUUUUCCUUCUGCCAGGAGCAGUUCAACAUAGAUGACUAUUCUCGUGCUGUCCGGGAUGCGAGGACCGAUUGGAAUGAUGAUGGGAAGAGUCCUAAGAAGAGCAAUGGGAACGGUAAUUGUGACGGAAGCAGUGGAGGAGGUGGCAGCUCCAAUGGGUGUUCCACCCACAUGCAGAUUCCCAGCUCUUUAACUUAUGCCCGGGAUGAACUCACCCAGUCCUUCCACAGACUCUCGGUCUGCGUGUACGGUAGCAACCUGCACAGCAACAGCGAGGUCAACUUGCAGGGCUGUAUGACCCUGUGUGGAGACUGGGCUCUUUUGCCCUCUGACAGCAUUCCUUCAGACUCGGGAGAAAAUGAACACUUCUUCCCUGAGCCGCUGGAAAGCACAAACCAACAACCCCCUCUCAACAAGUCAGACGUUCCCUAUGAGGAGCUGUGGUUGGAUCACCUAAGAGGCCGCAUCCCAAAACCCUCCUUAAGUGAGGGAAUCCGAAACAUCAACAAUGGAACAACAACAACAGCCCUGUCAUACCCAGUCAGUUGUUCUCUUGGUGCAAUAACUGGUUCAGAUGCAUCUCUUACUCCACCACCAGUCCCACCCAAGUCUGAAGCUGUGAAAGAAGAAUGUCGUCUUUUGAACGCCCCACCAAUCCCUCCACGCAACCUGAAACAGAUGCCAUCGGUGCCCACUUUGUCAAAGCCACGGCAGCAGGAGACCCGAUCUCCGAGUCCGACCCUGUCCUAUUAUUCUUCUGGUCUGCACAACAUUUGUGGAGCAUGUGAGCAAGAAGCAGUUGACCCACAAGAGCGAAGCCAUGUGUGCUACCCCUGUCACUGGGGUAAAUGCAACACCACUGAACCAAAGGCUGCCUUGCCAUCAGAUGGGACGUCCUCCAGAUUGUCUUGGCCAAAUAACUUCAGUCGAGGAGAAUUGCAUCGUGUAGAGGACGGCUGUCGAAGUUACUAUAGUUACCCCAGAAAGAAAUCCCCAAGCAGCCCAAAAACCUGUACAUCGAGCCUUGUCGACUUUGACAUCAGAGAGCACGCACACCACAGUAAGGACUUCAGGUUGCAGAAAGUUUCUGUGAAUCAGGUCUGCACCAAAUCGUCAAGUUGCAACUCACAAAUGUACAGAGACAAGCCAGCAGAAGAGCUGAACGUAAAGCAGAGCCUCUCCUGCCCCAUCUUACCCCCAAGAACACCAAAACCAAACAGCACAAAGUGCACAGACUUACUGUUAGGAUCCGUUUGUGACAGUAAGCAGGAAACCUCAGACUGUUCACUUAGUCAACACGAGCACAGCACCAAAGAGAGAAAUUCCCCAUCCUUGUCUCCCACUGCGGAGUGGCAGCCCCCGCCCAGCCUGGCUGGUCUGUCUAUCGAAGAGGUGUCCAGAUCUCUAAGAUUCAUCGGCCUGACAGACGACGUUGUUUUUCUGUUUGUGUCUGAGAAGAUUGAUGGGAGUUUACUCCUGCAGCUCACUGAGGAGAUUCUGUCAGAGGACUUCAAGCUAAGCAAACUGCAGGUGAAGAAACUCAUGCAGUUCAUAAAUGGGUGGAGACCUAAGAUCUAGCUGCCAGUAUAUGACACUAAAUCCUAUCGUAAGGCAAAGUAAGCCAUGCCUUCUGUGUAUAUGCUAUGCACACCAAGCCACAAAGAGUGUCUUUUUGUAUCCUGAAUCGGGUGGGAAUCUGUGACAGCUAUUAUCUAACUGAAUGGAAUCAUUUGGCACUUUCAUGUCAAGUAUUCGGGGUCCACUAGUGUUUGUCAGUAUGCAGAUCCUAAUGAUGAGACGAGGACAGUGAAACGUUAAGAGCUAUACUUGAUGAGGACAGUGUGUGAUUCUGCUGUUAAAGCAAGAAAAUGUUUUUAAAAGUGCAUCUUUAUUCAGAACUGUGGUAGUUCCAAUUAUUGUCACAGGUGCUCGUGCGCAACUAAAUGUUGGGCUUAUCCAGCAAGAUCUUAUUUCCAUGUGUUGCCUUUUUAAUAGAAUGAUAUGUCCAACUUACAUUACUACUUGCUUUAACCUGAAAAUUGUAUACACUACAGGUAGCUCGAGGUUAUUUAAAACUGAAAAUAAACUGAGGGAGGCCUGACAGAAAAGAUGUCCUGGAUCUCAGGUCUGAAGAAGAGUCUGUGUAGAGUCAGGGCACUACAUGCUUUUACAAACCCAAAGUGGUACUUCUAACUGGUCCUUUGUUCUCAUUGUAUGUAUUGUGGGUGUUCUCUAAUGCAAGGAACAAGAUUUUAUUAAAAAAAACUGCUUUUCUGUGCCUUAACUCAGAGAAAUAUGUAUUUCAUUUUGGCUUAACAUUUAAAUGUGUCAUUCUGAAGUGAGGCAGUGCUGUUGAGAAGCAUGUUAGCUAAAAUGUAAUACUGGUUUAUCUUUGGUACCAGAUGUGUUUUCCCUAUCCUCGAUUCAAGCUGAUUUAUUUAUGCAGUUAUUCUCAGACCGUUCAGAUGGCUGAUGUUUGAAGGUGGCACUUUUUUGUGGGGCAUCAGUAAUUUACUUUAUAUCUUUACUGUGUACAUAUAUUUAAAUGUAAUUUUUCUUAAAGUGAUUAUUAAUGUUGAAAUUAUUUUUAUUGAGAAAAUCCAAUGUUCAAUUUUUUUUAUUAAUUUUAACUUUGGUUCUACAUGGGUUUAUAAAUCCACAUCCAUAAAAUAACAUUUUGUAUAAUGAGAGAGAAAACCUGCCUCAGUCACACUACACUGUGACCCAAAUGGGUCCAGGUAACUUCUAACUUUGUUACAGUGCCUGUAUGUUUUCAUGCUUAAUGGCAUUUAUCCCUUAACACUAUUAUUAUUGUUAUGACAGUUAAUGUCCUAUGCAACUGCCAUGGUACUUAAACAGUCCAUGGAAGGAAAUAUUAAGAGCUGUCAUAUUUGAAUGACCGAAAGAGGCCAUGAAGUAUUAUGUGUGUUAAAAUGACCUGUGUUAAUUUCAGCGCAAGCAUGUAUGCCAAGGCGAAUCUCCCAUGUCAGUCAUUUCACUUGAAUAAAUCUGUGAUACAGAAGGCAAACACAUUACAACAA